Gopherus flavomarginatus (Mexican gopher tortoise) is the source of this 1731-nucleotide messenger RNA. RefSeq names its product Tu translation elongation factor, mitochondrial (gene TUFM). NCBI's taxonomy places the organism in Eukaryota, Metazoa, Chordata, Testudines, Testudinidae. The record is from RefSeq and is a predicted model, not a curated record. Gene Ontology annotation, molecular function: GTP binding; translation elongation factor activity; GTPase activity. Gene Ontology annotation, biological process: mitochondrial translational elongation. The transcript has 11 exons. The coding region runs from base 39 to 1415 and encodes 458 amino acids. Gene Ontology annotation, cellular component: mitochondrion.
CGCCAGCAAGGGUGCGUCACUUCCGGCCAGGUUGAAAGAUGGCGGCGCACGCGAUGCUGGUCUGUGGGGGACGGAGUGGGGCUGCUGGCUUCCGGGGCUGCCUCUCCAGCUACCUGCUGGGCGUCUUGGGGACGUUAUCCCCGCCCAGCCCAGCCUCCCGCCUCUGCCCCCUCCUGCUGCGCAGCCUCGCUGUCGAGGCCAAGAAAACCUAUGUGCGGGACAAGCCCCAUGUCAACGUGGGCACCAUCGGGCACGUGGACCAUGGCAAGACCACGCUGACAGCUGCCAUCACCAAAAUCCUAGCUGAGGCUGGAGGUGCCAAGUUCAAGAAGUACGAGGAGAUUGACAACGCACCGGAGGAGAAGGCUCGUGGCAUCACCAUCAACGCCUCCCAUGUGGAGUAUGCCACCGCCAACCGGCACUACGCCCACACUGACUGCCCCGGCCACGCCGACUACGUCAAGAACAUGAUCACUGGCACCGCUCCCCUAGACGGCUGCAUCCUCGUGGUGGCAGCAACAGAUGGGCAGAUGCCACAGACCCGAGAGCACUUGCUGCUGGCCAAACAGAUCGGGGUGCAGCACAUCGUGGUGUACAUCAACAAGGCGGACGCGGUGGAGGACCAGGAGAUGCUGGAGCUGGUGGAGCUGGAGAUCCGGGAGCUGCUCUCUGAGUUUGGCUACGAUGGGGAGAAGACGCCUGUCAUUGUGGGUUCUGCCCUCUGCGCCCUGGAACACCGCAGCCCCGAACUGGGACUGAACUCCAUCCUGAAGCUGCUGGACGCGGUCGAUACGCACAUCCCGCUGCCUGCGCGGGAGCUAGACAAGCCAUUCCUGCUGCCCAUCGAGUCAAUCUACUCCAUCCCAGGGCGUGGGACAGUGGUGACAGGGACGCUGGAGCGUGGCAUCGUCAGGAAGGGGGAGGAGUGCGAGUUCGUGGGGCACAACCGGAACCUGCGCUCCGUGGUGACAGGCAUCGAGAUGUUCCACCAGAACCUGGAGCGGGCCGAGGCCGGAGACAACCUUGGGGCGCUGGUGCGGGGGCUGAAGCGGGAGGACGUGCGGCGUGGCAUGGUGAUGUGCAAGCCGGGCUCCAUCAAGCCCCAUCAGAAGAUCGAGGCCCAGGUGUACAUCCUCAGCAAGGAGGAGGGUGGGCGGCACAAGCCUUUCGUCUCUAACUACAUGCCUGUCAUGUUCUCCCUUACCUGGGACAUGGCCUGUCGGACCAUCCUGCCCCCUGGAAAGGAGAUGGUGAUGCCCGGUGAGGACACAGCCCUGACCCUCACCCUGCGGCAGCCCAUGGUGCUGGAAGAAGGUCAGCGCUUCACCCUGCGCGAUGGCAACCGCACCAUUGGCACCGGUGUGGUCACCAAAACGUUGGAGAUGGGGCCAGACAAUGACAAGUGGGGGGCUUAAAGGCUGGGCCGGCUCUGCCCCCAGGCCUGUGUCUGCAAACUGGGGGCAGUGCUAGUUCUGUCUGGUGUCCCCCUCUGUGGUGGUGCGGAGGUGCCCUAAGAACUUGUUUAUCGCUGCUGCCCCCGGCGGCAUCAUGGUCAGCCAGUGUGGGGUGCAAACUGCCUGUUGUAUGAACUGCUCGGCCAUGGGGCAUCAGAAAUUGAACUGCCCUUCUGUGGUGGCUCUCCUGCCCAGAGCCCCUCCAGUAGGGGGCGAGAAGGGGCUUAUACAGCUUCCUGCUGUUUGGUUUCUUUUGUUAAUAAAGGUGCGAAUCAUG